GUGACUUCGGGCUGGCGCGGGUGGCUGACCCAGAUCACGACCACACGGGGUUCCUGACGGAGUACGUGGCCACGCGCUGGUACCGCGCUCCUGAGAUCAUGCUCAACUCCAAGGGCUACACUAAGUCCAUUGAUAUCUGGUCGGUCGGCUGCAUCCUGGGCGAGAUGCUGUCCAACAGGCCCAUCUUUCCCGGGAAGCACUACCUGGACCAGCUCAACCACAUCCUGGGGAUCCUGGGGUCUCCCUCGCAGGAGGACCUGAGCUGCAUCAUCAAUGUUAAAGCCAGAAACUACCUGCUGUCCCUGCCGCUGCGCUGCAAGGUGCCCUGGAACCGGCUCUUCCCCAACGCCGACCCCAAAGCACUGGAUCUGUUGGACAGGAUGUUGACCUUUAACCCGCACAAGCGGAUUGAGGUGGAGGAGGCGCUGGCACACUCCUAUCUGGAGCAGUAUUACGACCCCACAGAUGAGCCCGUAGCCGAAGCCCCCUUUAAGUUCGACAUGGAGCUGGACGACCUGCCAAAGAGACCCCUGAAGGAGCUCAUCUUCCAGGAGACGGCGCGCUUCCAGCCCGGGUUCCGGUCCUAA
This is a messenger RNA of Conger conger (European conger), 587 nucleotides long. RefSeq names its product mitogen-activated protein kinase 1 (gene mapk1). Gene Ontology annotation, cellular component: cytoplasm; nucleus. Gene Ontology annotation, molecular function: ATP binding; MAP kinase activity. Gene Ontology annotation, biological process: intracellular signal transduction; protein phosphorylation. The record is from RefSeq and is a predicted model, not a curated record. Lineage: Eukaryota; Metazoa; Chordata; Actinopteri; Anguilliformes; Congridae.